ACGACAGCUCUGCGGCGCUGUCACGUUGCGACGAACAACAGAGUUUAGCGAAUUUUUAAAAACGUGCUCCUCGAAAUUGUGAAAGAAAACAUUAACAAUAAAUAAUGGGCAAACAAAAGGCAAUAGUGGCCGAUGGCGGCGGUAAAUUGCCAGCGAAAAAACAAAAAUUAAACGGCAAGGAAAACCAAGAACUAAACAAAACAGCAAAGAAGAACAAAAAUGUGGAAGAACAGCAACAAAAUGGAAAAGCCGCGGAGGCAAAGGUGCCGGCCAAGAAACGUAAGCUAGAGCUGAAGAAGGAGGAGGUGAAGAAGGAGGAGGAAGAGGAGGAGAAGGAAGAGGAUAAGGAAACUGUUGCAGACAAAACAACAGAUGCGGGCAACAUAAAUAAACAGAUAUUUGGUGUAUUCAACAAACUGAAGGAUAUAAAACAGGAGCACAUUAAAAAGCAUUUGAAAAACAUGUUGACGCUGCUCACAUCUGAAGCGACUGUGAACCAGAGUUCAGCAACAGGAGCGUAUUCACUGAAGCGUUUGGUGCGCUGCACAGGAGCGGAUGACAUGGAUGCGGUGGCCUUAAGUGGCAGCUAUCUGUGUGCCAUAGUCAGCAAGGUGCCUGGUGUGGAUCCCAUUGUUUUGCUGGAUACACUGAAACGCGAAUUGCCUGUGGGCAGUCAGCAGCGGGGUAAAGAGGAAUCUCUGGCUGCAGUGGGACAAUUGAUUACAGUGUUGGCCAUCAUGAAGAGCGAACAUUUCAAGCAACCCUCGGCGGCAUUGAUCGCUGCCAUUUAUCCCAUUUUAGUGGCACAUCUCAAGGGACGCGAAUACGUGAUGAACAUGUGUGCGGACAUUAUGGCCGAUUCCUUCAAGCAGGUGAAUGCUGAGAGCUUUGAGUCGCACGUUUGGCCGCUGUUGCAAUUGGAGUUGAAUAAACCACUGAGUGCAUUGAAGCUGCAUAGCUGUGAUCUAUUGCUGGCCGUGCACCUGAACUAUCCCAAGCUGUUGCCACUGAAGCAACUGGAGUCGAGUUUGUGGCGCAAGCAAGCGGAAUAUGCACAGCUCUUUGAGCUGUACAUGAACAGUGCCAGCAUCCAGGGAAAUGGACUCUAUGCGCGUCUGGGACGCUUCUUGGCCACCACAGCUGGUGGCAAGCUGCUCGGUGAUUGGCAGCAGCAUAUUGUCGAGCAGCUGCCACUGAAGCACAAUACAGCCAAGGGUUAUGUCAUACAAACACUGUCAUUUAUCUUGCUGCACUUUGAUGAUAGCAAGUCCAGCUCGGAUUCGCCGCUGGAGCAGCUGUUUGCCUCGGCGCCAUUGAUGAGCAUGUUGCUGCAGGAACUGUCGACAGCCAAGCAGCUAACUGAGAAGUCCAUGGUGAAAGCGAAACCCGCACAGCUGCAAUUGCGACACAUUUGUCGCCGUUUUGAGGCAGCGCUGCUGUUGAGCUUCAAGCGUCAAUUGAAGCAGGAUAGCAGCAAACUGGCCAUAUUGCAACAUUUGCUAGAGUUGCAACUACAACUGGACAGUGUCGUCCAAACUCCGCGUCUAACACAACAACUGUUGAGUCAACUUGGCGAACAGGGACUCCAGGGCAUGUAUAAAUUCUAUAGCGAACAGUUUACCAGCAACAAGGAGGAGUUUAGCAAAAUGCAUCGAGAGCAUUGUUUGAAGUAUAUGCAACUGUUGCUACACAAUCCACAGCUCUCGGAGCUUAAGAAGCAAAUCAAGUUUCUCUUGCCCAUCUCCAUUUUCCAUCUGAAUGAGCAACAGGAGCCUUGCAAUGCGGCUGAGGCAGCUGCCUUCAGUCGUCAGGGUGCAGCACGUUGUGAGGAGAUUCUCUUUGGUUGUCUGCUGCAUAAGAUUGGCAACAGCCACGAGCAAUUGGAGGCAUUGGUCGCACAGCUACGUGACACACUGCAACAGUUGGCCAAACUGUUAGCCAAACCGCAAAUUGAAAGCAAAUUGCGCUCGCAACAAACUCCGGAAUUGCAACAAGUUUGGAAGCAAGUACAACAAGUUGUGAAUGCUGCUGCAACCAAGGAUAAUAAACAAUCGCUGGCACUUGUAUUUGAUGCAUUGAUACUCUUCCUGGGUCUGGCCAUGUAUGCUCCUAGUUGCAAUGUCUCCAUUGAGCUAUUAAAUGAUCUGUUCAUCUGCAAACAGAAUGCGCUCAAGAAGAGCAAGAAUAAGGCUGGCGCGGAGCUUGGCUGGCAGGAUGUGCUGACGGAUGUGCUGCUGCAGUUGCUGCUGCAAACAGGACACUUUUGGCGUGACUUUGUCAACAAAAUUGGCGGUGCUUUGAUGCCACAGCUGGGCAAGGAGAACUUGGAGCAGUUGCUGGUCAUUCUGGACAUGAACAAGAAUCCGCUGGGCGACAAGGAAGAUGGCGAGGGAAGUGAAGACGAGGAGGAGGAGGAGCAGCAAGAAGAACAAAGCAGCGACGAGGAAGACGAAGAUGAGGAUGAGGAGGAGCAGGAAGAAGAUGAUGAUGCCACCAACUUGGAGCAAAUACGUGAAAAUGUACGCAAAGCUUUGCUCGAUGAGGACAACGAGCUGAAUGACGAUGCCAGCAGCGUGGAUUGGAACGAUGUGGAUGAGGCACAAGGCGAACGCCUCAAUCUGGCACUGGAGCGUGCCUUCCAAGCCUUCAAGCCCAAGGGUCAAAGCAACAAAUCGCAGGUGAAACAACAAACCAAAUCGGAGCGCAUCAAUAGCACCACUUUAUUGCAUUUCCGUGUGCGUGUCUUGGAUCUGGUCGAGCUAUUUGUGCAGGCCCAGCCGCUGCUGGAGGUGCUACUGGAUGCUCUGACCAGUGUCUAUUAUGUCUAUCAGAUGAGCAGCAAUGACAACAAGUUGCAGCCAUUGGCUGAAGCCAGCAAGAAGCUGUUACGCAAGUUGCUCAGCCAAAAGAUUACCUAUAAAUCUCCACAAGAAGAUAAACAGCCCAUUGUGGACUGCAUCAAGCAGUUCAUCUCACAGGAGGAACCGUCAACAGAUGCCAAGCCACAGCAGCAACAACAAUCGCUGAAAAAGAAGGGCGAUCUGGCGGAAUGGCGCAACAAAUGUGUCGCCUUUUUGGUUAGUCAAUUCAAUGAGCAGGAUGUGACCAAGAGUGCUGUGUGGCCGCUGCUCCAGGACUAUCUGCAGGAUUGGAUUACACGCCGCAACAGUCCACACACUUUGGCCAGCUUCGAUGCCAUCUUUGUCUCCCAAUGGACUGGUGUUCCACAAUUGGCUGUCACUUUCGCCUCGCUGCUGUCCAAGGAUUUGCGCAAUUUCCGUCGCAAUCAAAUCCUCGACUUGCUGGCCAAGCACAUUGGUCGCAUACGCAUCGCUUUGGCCAAUAACAAAAGUGCCGCCCAAGAAUUUACUAGUAUUUUGACAAAAUACGAACCCGUUGGAGCCAAGGAUCGCAAUCAGCAGACGAAGCUGCUCAAUCAGCUGAAGAAGAGCAACAAUUAAACAGCUUUGGGGGAUUCUUUUACUUUUUUUUUAAAUGUCAUUGGGUGGGAAUUUACUGAGAAACAGUAAAACUAGCGAUAAGCUCGAAAUAAAACAAGUGCUAACAAUUUCACAAAAA
Drosophila innubila is the source of this 3579-nucleotide messenger RNA. It is a transcript of the gene Mybbp1A, whose product is annotated as myb-binding protein 1A. The transcript is spliced from 4 exons. The record is from RefSeq and is a predicted model, not a curated record. Bases 105 to 3461 code for a protein of 1118 amino acids. Gene Ontology annotation, cellular component: nucleolus. Gene Ontology annotation, molecular function: transcription corepressor activity; transcription factor binding; RNA binding. Gene Ontology annotation, biological process: regulation of DNA-templated transcription. Lineage: Eukaryota; Metazoa; Arthropoda; Insecta; Diptera; Drosophilidae.